Suillus paluster is the source of this 2402-nucleotide messenger RNA. RefSeq names its product glycogen synthase. Gene Ontology annotation, biological process: glycogen biosynthetic process. Lineage: Eukaryota; Fungi; Basidiomycota; Agaricomycetes; Boletales; Suillaceae. Gene Ontology annotation, cellular component: cytoplasm. Gene Ontology annotation, molecular function: alpha-1,4-glucan glucosyltransferase (UDP-glucose donor) activity. The transcript is spliced from 12 exons. The record is from RefSeq and is a predicted model, not a curated record. Bases 1 to 1980 code for a protein of 659 amino acids.
AUGCUCUUUGAGUGUGCAUGGGAGGUUGCUAAUAAAGUUGGAGGCAUAUACACAGUCAUCAAGACCAAGGUCCCCGUGACUGUCCAGACUUAUGGUGACCGCUACACCCUCAUUGGGCCCCUCGUUUACAAGACAGCUCCAAUGGAGGUUGAAUCCCAGGAGCCAACUGACCCCGCUUUAGUCGCUACACUCGAGUCCAUGAGAGCACAAGGUGUGAAAUGUCUCUAUGGACGAUGGCUCAUAGAGGGUGCUCCCCGAGUCCUGCUCUUCGAUACGGGCAGCCAAUAUCACCGUCUUGACGAGUGGAAGGCCGAUCUUUGGAAUCUUGCAGGCAUUCCCUCCCCCCCCAAUGACCACGAGACAAACGAGACCAUUGUCUUUGGUUAUCUUGUGGCAUGGUUUCUCGGCGAGUAUGUUGCACACAAAGCUCAUACAGCUGUAGUUGCACACUUCCACGAAUGGCAGGCAGGACUCGCCAUCCCCCUCGCUCGAAAACGCCACAUUGAUGUCACCACCGUUUUUACCACACACGCAACCUUGCUCGGUCGCUAUCUCUGUGCUGGAAGUGUCGACUUCUACAAUAACCUUGCCUACUUUGACGUCGACCACGAAGCUGGCAAGCGUGGCAUAUACCACCGCUACUGCAUCGAACGCGCCGCUGCACACUGCGCCGAUGUGUUUACGACUGUCAGUGGAAUUACCGCAUGGGAGAGUGAGCAUCUCUUGAAGAGAAACCAGAUGUUCCAGGCAAUGCAUGAAUUCCAGAAUCUGCAUGCGACUUCCAAGGAGAAAAUCAAUGAGUUCGUUCGUGGGCAUUUCUAUGGUCACUACGAUUUCGAUCUCGACAACACCAUCUAUAUGUUCACAGCCGGUCGGUAUGAGUACCGCAACAAGGGCGUCGAUAUGUUCAUCGAGUCCCUUGCUCGUCUCAAUCACCGCCUCCAGCAGAGUGGGAGCAAGACCACAGUCGUCGCGCUCCUCAAAGGUCAAGCGGUCAUGAAGCAGCUGCGCGAUACCGUUACUGAGGUACAAGCUCGUGUUGGCGCACGGCUGUUCGAGCAUGCCGCGCGGUUCCAUGGCGAGGGUCGCACCGUGGUAGCGCCAGAGGACCUGCUAAGCGCAGAGGACCAACGACACACACUUCCUCCGAUUGUUACACACAAUGUGGCAGACGACGCGAACGACCCGAUCCUCAACCAGCUACGUCGCGUACGUCUCUUUAAUACACCGGGAGACCGCGUCAAGGUCGUGUUUCACCCCGAAUUUUUGAACUCAAAUAACCCCAUCCUGGGUCUCGACUACGAGGAAUUCGUGCGAGUUACUACGAGCCGUGGGGGAUACACCCCCGCGGAGUGCACCGUGAUGGGUAUCCCUAGCGUGACAACAAACCUCUCCGGAUUCGGGUGCUUUAUGGCGGAUUCAAUUCAUAGUCCCUCUGACGAGGGCAUCUACAUUAUCGACCGACGCACCACCUCCAUUGACGACAGCGUCGACGCGCUCGCGAGCUCGAUGUUUAACUUCGUCAGCAAAACGCGCCGCCAGCGGAUCAAUCAGCGAAAUCGCGUCGAGCGACUUUCGCCACUUCUAGACUGGAAGAACCUGGGCCUUGAGUACGAGAAGGCCCGAAUGCUUGCGCUUCGGAGGGCGUACCCUGAUGCAUUCAUUGGCGCUGACGAGGACAACGGGGAAGAAGUGGACUGGGGUUUCGGAGAGUUCCCGCUUUCUGUCCAAGCUAGCCCGAGGCUGAGAAUCUCGGGACUCGCGACACCAGGCGACAUGGGAACGCUUACAGAGGAGGGGCCAUUGGUCUCGCACGGGGAAGAUGACGAGGAUGAAUACCCCUUCCCUCUCGUCAUGAAAGUGCGCUCGCGCGCGUCAUCCGUGAUGUCUGGGGCAAGCACUCCUGGCGGUGGGGCAUUCAAAAGCCUCAGUGAGCACGACCUUCAAAAGGCAGACGCUGCGUUGAGCCAGGUUGUGUAGGCGACGCAUCUCUGGCUGAGUGUAGGAUCCAAAUCCAUUGUCUCUGCGAUAUCAAUAUGAAUAACUCAAAGUUAACUGAUUGCUUGUGCUAGGAUUCGUAAGCCUUCAUGUCACGCAUGCUCUAAUGUCCUCUAGAUACCCUAUGUUUGGCCUGGUUUUUGACUUCCAGAUCUCAUGUUACAUACUUCCGCCUGUCACCAUCUUUAUCAUGAUCUAUGUUCCAUUAUCGAGAUUGGUACCCAUGUCUGCUUUCAUGUUUUCCCCCCUCUAUCGACGACCCAUCGUAUGCCUUAACCAAAAUGUUACAUAUCUAGCGAUUUAACAUACGUAUCAUGAACUAUGGUAUCAAAGCUCCCAACCGAGCUUCAGAACUUACAUUCAAUGGAAGAGGUGGCGAAGAUGAGCAUUUUACGUAAAACUAC